UUGGAUGUACUUAAAUGGUCUGAAAACCCUGCUCUCUCAUUCACAUGCUCCUCUCCUCAAGGACUGUUUAUCUUCAGGCUGCUUGUCUGUAACUUUCACACAGACAAGAAAAAUGCACAGUAAAGAUCAAAUCAGUCACGAAGACUACCAGAGGACAGCUGAUUGGCUGCUGUCCCAGACACAACACAGACCUAAAGUGGCCAUCAUUUGUGGUUCAGGCCUGGGCAUGCUGGCCGAUGCCCUCCAGUGCCAAGACUCCUUCAAAUACUCUGAUAUACCAGGAUUUCCCCAGAGCACAGUGCAGGGCCAUGCUGGGAAACUGGUGUUUGGUGAACUCAGAGGGAAAACCUGUGUGUGUAUGCAGGGCCGAUUCCACAUGUAUGAGGGACACUCACUAUGUAAGGUCACUUUCCCACUGAGGGUAUUCAAGCUUUUAGGUGUGGAUACCCUGAUUGUAACAAAUGCUGCAGGCUCCUUAGCAGACAGCUACAACUGUGGUGACAUUAUGAUCAUCAGAGAUCACAUUAACUUCCCUGGACUUGCUGGACUGAACCCACUGAAUGGCCCCAAUGAUGAAAAGUUUGGACCUCGCUUUCCCCCUAUGUCUGGAGUUUACGAUAAAGACCUACGAAAACUGGCAUUUGACAUCUGUAAGAGCAUGGGCGUGUCCCAGUAUGUCCAGGAGGGCGUGUACUGUAUGGUCGGAGGACCCAACUUUGAGACCAUAGCGGAAGCCCGACUUCUGCACAAACUGGGCGUGGAUGCAGUAGGCAUGAGCACAGCACCUGAAGUCGUGGUGGCUAGUCACUGCGGUAUGCGUGUCUUCGGCCUCUCACUCAUUACUAACAAAGUGGUGAAGAGCUACCAGGACUUCGAAAAGGUCAAUCAUGAAGCUGUGCUGGAGGUGAGCAAGAUGCGCUCAGAGACUCUACAGAAGCUUGUCACUGAGCUGGUUAGCCGCAUGGACAUCAACAACAACAUGGCAUGACGGUCAUCCCAAUCAAAUAAAUCUGCAACAACUGUAGUAAUGACAGGUUCCAUCAAACCUGCAGCUGCUCCAGCCUACUGUGACUAGAAAAAGCAGUUUGUAUUUGUUAUCACAUAGAAUAUUAUACAGAACUGCAUAUUUCAGUAAUAUCUUCUUCAAUUUUGCUUAAUGUAUUUUAAUGCAAUAGCUUUAAGGCAACUGUUCACCCACCAACUUCAAUCAAAGUCACAAAUGUGACCAACUGAGGACUCAUUUUAUGCUGACAGUUCUGCACCGUUGAUUUUUUUAAAAAUAUGCUUCAGUUUAAUAUAUACUGUACUUUUCACUCCAUUUUGGGU
Molecule: messenger RNA, 1326 nt
Organism: Colossoma macropomum (tambaqui)
Lineage: Eukaryota; Metazoa; Chordata; Actinopteri; Characiformes; Serrasalmidae
Gene: pnp4a
Product: purine nucleoside phosphorylase 4a
Exons: 6
Coding region: 5-988 (327 amino acids)
Biological process (GO): nucleoside metabolic process
Cellular component (GO): cytoplasm
Molecular function (GO): purine-nucleoside phosphorylase activity
Source: RefSeq, a predicted model, not a curated record